UUUUUUCUUGGAGGGAAGACAGAUAUUACAAAUAUUACAAUACUCUUUGGUGACCAAGACCAGCCUACUGACGCGCAGUAUAUAUCGUUACCACAAACUCAGCAAGCAAGACAUAAAGCAAGACGAACCGGAAAAGAUGGCUGACUGGGGCAGCGGCUCGAGGACAAGGUACAAGGCUGUGCUUUCGGAGCAGCAAUCUUCUGUUGCAUUUGAAGACGAGGCAAUAGACCUGGCCGUCAUAGAGGGCCAGCUGCUCCCCUGCCGUGUGACGCACUUCGAGUCGUGCGAGAAGUUCUACGUGCAGCUGGACAUGGAUAAGGCGUCGCUGGUCGAGAAAGCCAUCGCGAACUACGACGUCAACUUGUUGAUACCGCUAACACAAGAUACUAUAACGGACGGCAUCCACUGCGCAGUGAAGCACGAGGGUAAAAUCUACCGCGCCAUCUUGAACGACACGUCAGACGCAAACAACGUCGUCGCCGUGUUGCCCGACUAUGGCAACACUGUCACCACAUCAUUGGCCAAUUUGAGUAUCCUGCCAACAGAACUGAGGGUAUACCACUACGAGUCCCAGGAGUGCUGCCUCAAUAACUACACGCCCGAGUCCUACAUGAUUAUGCCGCUUGAGGAGCUGAAGACGGCCCUCACUGGCAACAAGUUCAUUAUAUACGUGAACGGUGUUGAGGGGGACCGCCUGGUGACCGUCCUGUACGACAUCAGCACGGGCAAGCAGCUGAGCAUCUUCGAGCCCUACCUCCAGGGCGAGAGGUUGUGCGCGCGCACAGUCUUCAACUACAACUUCGGUCUCUGCAUCGUGCAGCACCUGCAGGGCCUCAACGAGAUCUACCUGCAGAAGAUGGCGGACAUCGAAAAGGUGCAGCAGCUGCUGGGCGAGCUCUACGUUUUCUACGAUGAAGGUACACCGGAACCGCUCGAGGAGUUCGAACCCGGCACCCUGUGCGCCGUCAAAUCGUCCGACGGCAACUGGUACCGCGCCAUCAUCAUCAUCGGCAUCAACCGCGACGCCGACGUCACCGUACAGUUCCCCGACUACGGCAACAAGGAGACCGUCCCCAAGGACAAGGUUAAAAAACUAGACCCUAGUUUCUUCGAACCGUGCGCUCGGGCUCUCGUCGCGAAGUUAGGACUGGUACCACUCCGCCACGACGCGGUCACCGAGUUGUCCAAAUGGACUUUAGACAAGGAGGUGCAAGUCACGCUCGUAUACGAAGACGGCUGGCUCGCCACUCUACACCUGGACGGAGCGGACUUGUCCAUGAAACUGGUCAACGAGAAGCUAGCCACCCCGGAGGUGAGUUCCGAACCCGUGCCGCUUCUCAGCAACGCGGUGCUCCAUUUCCAGAUGCCCGACAAGGUCGGCAAGAUCGAACAGAUCCAGGCCGAGCUCGCGGCCGCCGCCGACACGUACGAGGACCUGCAGACGCUCGAGUUAGGCACGCCGUGCGUCGCCAAGCACUUCGCCGACGGCCUCUGGUACCGCGCCCGGGUGCUCUACCCCGACAACAAGAAUACCGCCGUGCGCUUCAUCGACUACGGCAACCUCGUCGUGUUCCACAAACGGCGUGGCCUCAUCAAGAAAAUGCCGGAGAGUAUGUACGUGACGUCGUGCCCACCCGCCAGUGGUUCGAGGCGCUCGUCGACCUGCUAGUGGCCGUACCCCGUGCGCAACCACACCGACCGGCACGUGGCGCAGGGCUCAGAGCGUGAGCCCUCAGAGCGUUCUGAGUGCAGC
Cydia strobilella is the source of this 1753-nucleotide messenger RNA. RefSeq lists its product as uncharacterized. The record is from RefSeq and is a predicted model, not a curated record. The coding region runs from base 137 to 1669 and encodes 510 amino acids. NCBI's taxonomy places the organism in Eukaryota, Metazoa, Arthropoda, Insecta, Lepidoptera, Tortricidae. The transcript has 7 exons.